Molecule: messenger RNA, 2698 nt
Organism: Myzus persicae (green peach aphid)
Lineage: Eukaryota; Metazoa; Arthropoda; Insecta; Hemiptera; Aphididae
Product: sodium-coupled monocarboxylate transporter 2
Exons: 11
Coding region: 1-1869 (622 amino acids)
Biological process (GO): transmembrane transport; sodium ion transport
Cellular component (GO): membrane
Molecular function (GO): symporter activity
Source: RefSeq, a predicted model, not a curated record
AUGCAAAGUAUUAUAAUCGAUUAUGCAGUUUUUCUACUGCUGAUUGGGUUGUCAUUCGCAGUAUUAAUUUAUAGUAAAAUAUCCGGCCCCAAAGAACAGACGAAAGCAGACUAUGUGUUCGCUUCGAAAGGGUCGGUUUCGAUGGGAGCUAUGCUCCUGUCCAUUGCACGUGGGUUUCUGGGUGUCAAAGUCUUCCUCGGGUAUCCGUCCGAAUUUUACUAUAGAGGAAGUGGAAUGUGGGAAACACUGUACGGAAUGUCCUUAGCAUUCCCUUUGGUUUUAUAUUUUUUCCUACCAGUAUAUUUCAAUCUAGGAAUUACUUCAGUUUAUCAGUACUUAGAUAUGCGAUUCAAAUCAAGACUCGUGAGGAGGCUUGCGUCUGCUACAUAUUUUAUAAGAAGUAUACUUAACCUUGGCGUAACUGUCUUCACACCGUGCGUUGCCUUAAAAACUGUGAUGGGAUUGCCAUAUUGGUUUUCAAUCAUCUUAAUUACAUCGAUUGCCAUUGUUUUCACACUGCUGGGAGGUCUGAGAUCAGCUAUCCUAGCAGACGCCGUUCAGAGUUUAGUGAUGAUCGGUUGCAGUGUAAUAAUCAUUAUUCAUGGAUUCUUUAUAGCUAAAGGUCCAUUGAAUGUGUUUGAAGUGACCAAGGAACGGGACAGGCUGGACUUUUUCAAUUUCAACAUGGACCCUACGAUUCGUGUGUCGACGGUGUCCGCAACUCUUGGUCAGCUGUUCAUGUCGCUUUCGAUGUUCGGAUGCCAACAAAAUUUCGUUCAACGCUACUUUAGUAUGGACUCUCAGAAACAAGUUGAAAAGGCUUUGUGGCUGACCAUACCGUUGAUGAUAGUCCUCUUCAGUCUAUCGUGGAUUGUCGGUAUGGUGAUAUUCACGGUGUACGCUGAUUGCGAUCCUCGAGCACUCGGAUACAUAUCGGAGAUCGACGAGAUCAUACCUUUUUACAUUGAAGACAGAUUUUACUUUUUGCCGGGCUUCAUGGGACUUGUAUUGGCCAGCUUAUUCAACAGUGGACUCAGUAUAUUAGUGUCCAACUUAAAUUCAGUCUCUACUGUUGCUUGGGAAGAUUUUAUCUCUCAAAUACCAAUAUUCAAGGGUGCCAGUGAAAAGAACCAAUUGUGGUGCAUUAAAAGCAUAAGUGUAAUUACUGGUUUUAUAGUUAUGGGUGUUGCGUUUAUUGUCGCACAAUCUUCAGGUGUUAUUGAUGCUUCGCAACUAAUGACGUCCGCCACUAGUGGACCUCUUUUAGGAGUUUUUGUUUUAGCUAUGUUUUUCCCAUCAACGAAUUGGAAAGGUGCUGCUGCCGGUAUGAUAUCGAGUCACUUAAUGACCUUGUUUAUUGUACUUGGAUCGUUGUCCAUCGCCAAAGAACCUAAUUAUCUACCAGUGUCCACUGAAGGGUGUACGAACACGACGUUCUCGCCACACAUUGAGCCCAUUUUUGAUGUACAGUAUAAUCAAUACAAAAUGAGCUUUAUGAACAAAACUCACGAUGACAUUUCCAGUGUCCUAUCGACGCCCGAAGUCAAAUCGUCCUCCACAGACGAUAUACUUACAUUAUUGUACUCGAUAACGUACAUGUACUACUCAUUAUUGGGCACAUUUGUAACAGUCUUCGUCGGUGUCAUAGUCAGCUACAUGACAGACCUGUGGAGCAAAGAAGAGACGACCAACGAGGACCUGUUGCACCCGAUGAGCCUGAAGGUCAAGUCCAUGUGCACCGGCGAGAAACAGCGGUACGUCACCGACGGGAAGCACAACAACGGUCCCAGCACGCUGCCGAUGACAAACGAGGCGCAGCCCACCCCGCUUUCGAGCGUGUUCACCGUCAAGUCGAACUCGUCCUCAUAAUCGUGUGCCCUAUAUUUUACGAUAUGGGUGCUUAUGUGUCAUAACUAAUAAUAAUAAUAAUUAUAGCUCAUGAUGUACAAUAAUAAUGUAUUCAACGGCCGUGCGUGUGUACAUCAAAAACAUAAUAAUAUUGUUAUCGUGUACAUAGAACGAUUGCAGUCGUCUUUGCAUUAUAUUCCUGUGCCUACAUCAUAAAAUAAUAUAUUAUACCUAUUAUAAUAACGAAAUUUUAUAUCGAUAAAAUAAUAAUUAUACGAUACAAUAAUUAGGUUUAGGCCUAGGUAGGCAAUGUACCAUAAUAGUAAAUUGUUAAUGCUAUAAUGUACAGACGCGACCUAACACCGAAUUUGCACGACGCCUCGCCCACCCCAACUACCACCGCAAACCAGUGAUAAUAAUAUUAUUAUUAAAUAUGCAGUAUUAUAUUAUUAUUUAUGCUCGCGUGCAUUCGUCGUGCUGCAAGUCGUAUCGUAGCUACAAUUUACGGCUUAUGUCAUAUCAUAAUCUAUCCUAUGAUAGGUAGGUAGUAUAUAUUUAUAGUAUUAUAGUGCCGCGUGAUUUAAUUAUGUAAGUAAUUCAUUUUUUUUUUCCAAACAUUUAAUACGUUUUAUUUUUAAGACAACGAUAAAAACACGAAACGACGCUAUCCGGCAAACGCGAGAAAUGGAAUAGGUAAAAGUAUUAUGUCCUAAUAUGAAUAUAUGGCGGCUCGCUACUGUCCCAUUAUCAAUCGAAUUCUGUGGAAAAGGUAGAAAGAUUUUGUCUCGUCGACUGUUCCAAUCAACUGCGCGUGAUUCUUAUUAUAGCUACGCAAAAGCUUCGUUUGUCA